AUGUCACAUCUUCCCUCUCGUCAAUUAGGAAAGGGCGGUCCUCUAGUCCCUCGCAUAGGCUUCGGUACUAUGGGCCUCUCGAUGAGUUAUGGCAAACCCGUACCCGAUGAGCAGAGGCUUGGACUACUUGACCACGCCCACUCCAUCGGAGAAACUUUCUGGGAUACUAGCGACUUCUACGGAGAUUCAGAAGAUCUAAUAGGGAAAUGGUUCGCCAAGACUGGCAAGCGUUCUGAUAUCUUCCUUGCUACCAAAUUCGGCGGUAUACUACUAGGAGAAGCGGGUUUCGCCUUCCGCGGUGAUGCGGCGUAUGUCCACGAGGCGUGCGACAAGAGCUUAAAGCGUCUAGGCGUCGACUACAUCGAUCUGUGGUACCCGCACCGGUUGGAUGGCAGUACCCCGAUUGAGCAUAUCAUAACUGAGAUGAUCAAGAUGAAGGAGCAAGGGAAAAUCCGCUACCUAGGUCUCUGCGAGGUAUCGGCAGCGACAUUAAGGCGUGCUCAUGCCGUGCACCCGAUCAGCGCUGUACAAGUCGAAUACAGUCCAUUCACAACCGACAUCGAGGACACCCAAACCAACCUCCUCGCCACAUGCCGGGAGCUCGGCGUCGCCGUCGUAGCUUACUCGCCCCUCUCGCGCGGCCUCCUCAGCGACCGAAUCAAGAGCCCAGCCGACUUCGAAGCUCAGGACGUCCGACGCCACUACCCGCGCUUCUCGGCGGAGAAUUUCCCCAAGAACAUGGCUGUGGUUGAAGAGCUGAAGACAAUCGCGGCUGAAAAGGGGCAUACGGCCGCCCAACUAGCGCUCGCGUGGCUGCUUAGCCAGGGCGACGACAUCUUCCCGAUUCCGGGGACUACGAAAGUUGCGUCGUUGGAGGAGAACUGUGCAGCUGCGUCGAUCUCGCUCUCGACAGACGAGGUUGCGCGGAUCCGGACCCUCGUCGAAAAUGCCUCGUGUCCUGGGGCCCGUUAUCCGCAAGAACAUAGUUUUGCCCUGUUUGCUGAUACACCGCUGCCCGAGGACCACGUCCAAGACCCGGAGAGUCUUGGUCAGGUUUCAAUUACUGGAACUCUAUAUAAAUCAAGCACGGCCACGGAUCGUGAGUAA
Messenger RNA from Daldinia childiae, 1107 nucleotides. Its product is annotated as Aldo-keto reductase yakc [NADP(+)]. The transcript is spliced from 5 exons. The coding region runs from base 1 to 1107 and encodes 368 amino acids. Lineage: Eukaryota; Fungi; Ascomycota; Sordariomycetes; Xylariales; Hypoxylaceae. Gene Ontology annotation, cellular component: cytoplasm. The record is from RefSeq and is a predicted model, not a curated record.